UAAACACUGUAAAAAAAGAGGAAGCACACGAGCAGAGAACAACUUGUAAACACGGUGAAACUCUCUGUAGUUAAGUAGAGCUGACUUACAGGAGCGGACGUUUACAGGUGUAUUCGCUGUUUACUGUUACAGUGACCAUGGAGAGGAGCGUAGAGACGGUUUCAGCCAUUAAAGCUUUAGGGUACCCGGGCCGGUCCUGCCUCACACGGUGUAAAUGUGACGAGCUUCCCUGUCCGCUGCUCACCUGGCUGUCUGCAGAGCUGAGGACAGCCUGUCCAGAGCUGCAAGACUUAGGUGGGACAGGCGACGUCUUUCUCGUGGGAGAGCUGAGAAUUUUAUUAUCAAACAUGGUCUCCCCGCCCACGUUUCUGACCUCAGAGGUGCUGGAGCCAUCCAUCCUCAACAAAAUCAUCGAUUUCCUGGUAUCAGAAUUACAAGCAGCUCACAUGAUCCAGCAUAAGGAAUUACAUCCUGAGGAGAAGACGACAGGAGAGGAAUCUGAAAAAGAGCAGCGAGUGGUAGAUCAGAGCCAAGAGUUUUGUCAGGAGCAUGAGGAGGAUGAUGUUUAUGACAAAGACAGAAGGAAGGCUGAGAUGCAGGCAGAGUGGAUAUUACUGCUGCGCGCCCUCGACAUGGACGCUUCCACUCAACUUGCAGAUGUGUUGAGUGAGGUGGAGUCCAGGCUUGCUCGUCUACCAUGCGGGGGCAUGAUGGACCCCCUUCUUAACAACAGCCUCAGCUCACAGCAGUGGACACAAGUUAAAGAGAUCAGUCAUUUUCUGUCAAAGGACUAUCAGUGUCGGUGGCAGAUGAUGAUCAAACGCUUCCAGGUUACACUUGAGUCAUUUGCAUGGGGAGAAAAACAAAAGGAGCGCAGUGAAGCGCUGGCCUCAGUGCCCCCUCUUGAAUCCCUCACCAGUUCCUCUCGAGUGUCCCUGUCUCAUCUGCUUGCUGCCAGAGAGGAUCAGUCCUUCAUUGAGCCAAUCAAGGCUGGAACAAGCACAGCCGUGUACAAGACACGGAUGGGCAGCGUACCUGACAGAGGAGGACGACCAGGGGAAAUUGAGCCACCUAUGCCAGUGUGGGAAGAGCGAAGAGCGAAAGGAAAUCGAUCAGGACGAGGAAGUGGACACCAUCAACGGCGUAAAUUUUCAGAUAAGAAGAAAGGGAAAAAAGAGUAACAUGUCUUUUUCUUUGGCUUUACAGCUUAAUAUGAGAAAAAAUUGAUCAUUUUCUUUUAUGUAAGCACUUAGUAUCAAAUAAAACAUGGCUGUGGAAUGCUACAUAUGAUUUAAUUUUAUAAUUAUAAAUUUGUGUAUAAUUUUUAGUACAUAGACUUACCUGUCUGCACAUUUGUAAAAAAUAGCUUGUCAUAAUGCACUAGUAUGUGAUGAAAUAUUUUUGUUUAUGAAAGAACAAAGCAGAAAAAUAAUUUAACUAGAUUUUUUUUAUACACGUUGGCUUUGCACAUUUAUAGA
Molecule: messenger RNA, 1478 nt
Organism: Seriola dumerili (greater amberjack)
Lineage: Eukaryota; Metazoa; Chordata; Actinopteri; Carangiformes; Carangidae
Product: protein FAM98B-like
Exons: 8
Coding region: 138-1181 (347 amino acids)
Cellular component (GO): tRNA-splicing ligase complex
Source: RefSeq, a predicted model, not a curated record